This is a messenger RNA of Mus musculus (house mouse), 2952 nucleotides long. RefSeq names its product predicted gene, 36712. The record is from RefSeq and is marked validated. The transcript has a single exon. The coding region runs from base 293 to 649 and encodes 118 amino acids. NCBI's taxonomy places the organism in Eukaryota, Metazoa, Chordata, Mammalia, Rodentia, Muridae.
CUUAGAUACGGAGCUGCGGUACAAGCCCGGUAAGCUGACGCUCACUGUCAGUUUCAAAAAUCUUUUGAAAAAUUUGAAUGUUAAUUGCACUAUUUUUAGGUUAUUUUUUUCAUAGUGUCUUUGAAAAUAGUCUACUCAAACAGGGGCAUUGAAGUUCUUGUUUCACUGGUAAAAUAAGAUUUUUCUUUUUAUUUAAUUCAAUUUUGUUGUAACUCAAUGUCAGGAUUUUUCUGUGUAUUUUCUUUGAAGGGUUGUGUAAAUAACUCGUUUAAAAGUAGCUCUUGGAGCCAUAAUGAUCCUGCAACAGCCCCUGGAGCAAGGUCCCCCAAAUCGGGACCCACGGGCCACCACUGGGGUGACUCGUGGACUGGACGCCAGGGAACCUUUGCACAGGCAGUUCCUGUCUGAGGAGAACAUGGCCACCCAUUUCUUCCAACUCAGCCUACGUAAUUACCACCACUACUGCAGCCCCCCUGUGACUUUUUCCGAAGCCCUGCCACCACUCAGGAGCCCUUGCCCAGAGCCACUUCUCUGGCGCUAUACCAGGAGCCUGAUUCCUGAAGCCCUCAGGCUGCUGAGGCUGGGGUAUACCCCUAGUCCCUACUACCCUGCAUCCCCAGCUGGGAUAUCAUGGGGGUCUGGGUGUUGAUGGCCUGUGUCCCUCCCCAUCUUCUUCCUGACAUCAAACACCAGCAACUCCUAGAGAGGGAUGAAGUCCUUCUCCAAACCAGGUGCCUGGCCACCAGGACCUUCCCCCUGACAGGAGGACACUAGCUUGGUGGAACCCUCAGUGAGAGACAGCUUGGGACCCCAUUAGUGAUAAAGACCUGUGAGCAGUUAAAAAAAAAAAAAAAGUAGCUCUUGGUGUGUUUUUCCUCCCUUAAUUUUUGUUUGGUACAUUUGGGUGUUUGCGUGUACUGAGCCACACAUGUGUGGUUGGGGCUGAGGAAAGCAAGAGGAGGAAAGUCUUGGGUCCCCCAGACUUGGAGGAUGGGCAGCUGUAAGAACAGUGUAAGCUCUUCAGCAGAUUGUUCUAGCUCUGAAGUGUCAAUUUUAUAAGCUGCAAUAUCCUGAACUAAAUCUCUACUGGUUUUAAACCACAUUACAUUUUGUUUUAAAGCCCAUGCUUAAAAGUUGACUUGUUUGUACAAAGCAGGUUGAGGCACUUUCGUUGUAUACAAUUUCUUUUUUGGAAUUGAUUAAAUAAUGGGUGAUUAAAAAUGAAGAAUCUGUGGUUAAUCACAAGACUAAAUUAUUAAGUAUAGGAGUUAGGUAUAUAGUAUGGUUCAUAAGACAGUUUAAAAUAACAACUAGUCUGGCUUAGAUCAUGUCUGGUUAGGUAUAAACUACCUUUUCAUGCUGUGAAAUAAGCAUUAAAAAUUGAUUGAUUUUCUUUUGGUAUGAUGCCAUGUUGGUGUUGGUGUUUUUUCUCUAUAGUAGGAAUCACUGGUAUAUUUGACUAGCCAUUUCCUUAAGAUUUAUCUUAUUUAUAAUCUAUAGGGUAAAUUUUACUGUGCGGUUUUAAGAUAGUGUAAACUGUCUUAUUUGUAAUAGGCAAGUUGAAAUGUUAGGUCUGUAUUCAAGAAUAAAGUGUUUAGGGAAACGUGGUUUUAUCAGAAUAUGACAGUUUUAAAAAGUGAGCUCUGUAGUUGCGUUGGUGUAUUUGUUCAGGCGUUCUUGUUUAGAAGGAUUCACUUGGAUUGUGUUGAAAAUGUCCAUGUAGUAAAUAAGCACAUUCCUUGUACUUGGUAGACUUUUUGUUGUUCUGUCUUCCUGGAGAUCAAACCCAGGGACUGUACAGUGUGUCAGUAAUUUGACAAGGCCCUUCCUCUACCAUGUGAUGGGUUAGUUUAGACAUUCUGUUGCAGAAUGAGUGCCAUAUCCUUUCCUGUGUAACGGAAUGAAUAAAAUUAGAAGUUAACUCAGAACAUUUUCUGUCAUCUAGGACUUUAUUGACAGUCUUUGUGCAUUCUUGGACAUUAAUCUUACUAGCUCUGUAUUGAGGGUUUUUUUUUUUUUAAGUAGGAAUUGAAAUAAAAUAUGAAGUAAAUUUAUUGAUGUAGUUUUAAAAUAACUUACUAUAGUUUGAGAACAAAGGUUUUUUUUGGGGGGGGGGUUGCUUUUUUGAAACAGGGCCUCACUUUUCAGUUCUGACUGGCCUGAAACUCACAGACCUGCCAGCUUCUGCCUUCAGAAUGCUAGAUUAAAAGUGUGUGCCGUAAUACCCAGCCUAAGAAAAGAAUACUUUAAAAAUACUAUUGCUUUUGUGACCACAUGUGGGUAGGUAGAUACUGCAUCUACACACACACACACACACACACACACUCACUCACUCACUCACUCACUGUGUGUGUGCUGCCUCAUUUGUGGAAGUCAGAGGUGGUUUUCUUGUACCAUGUGGGUCGGGCAGUUGCACUGAGAUGAUCAGGCUUUGCUGUGAGUGUCUUUACUCCCUGAGGCAUCUCACUGCUCCCGAGGAGAAAAAACUUUAGAUUUUAAUGGAACAGCUUUUUCUUUUCCAUCUGCCAGGGGUAAAAAUAGAAGUCGGGUCUCCGCACAGGCUAAGCAAACACUCCGCCAUUGAGCUGUAUCCCACCUUAAAACAUAAUUAAAUUACUUCUAAAUGGGUUUUUGUGUUACACCAAGAAUUAUUUUGAUGCAGACUUCAAGUUGUAUAAAUAUUGAGAAAUGGAAGGUUUACUGCUUUAUAGACAGUAUAUUACUUUGUAAGUUUUUAUUCACAGUAAGGUAAUUAUAUUGUGGUUUCUAUAUGUGAAUGGAAAUAGUGGCAGUUUGUAUGAAUCUACUUUGGAGAAUGGCUGACAAUUUUUCAUUACUUUCAGACUUGAAAGAGGCCUCCAGAAAAAGUAGAUGCGUAUCUGUGCAAACAGAUCCUACUGAUGAAGUGCCCACCAAAAAGUCAAAGAAGCAUAAAAAGCACAAAAACAAAAA